AUGAGCCGCGGCAAUGAAUUAGACGAUUUGCUAUUCAAAAGAAGAGAUUAAAACUCAAAAUAGGGUGAAGAUUUGAAAUAGAUUAUAGAGAAUAUUCCUUAUCCUCAUGCAGAUAUAACUAUAACUUCUUAUAGUGAAUUCUCUGAUAACACACCAUAGAAAUAUCUCCAUAAAUUAGUUCAUACAGAAAAUACAGAAGUUCAACCUCAAAAGGUUAAACGAAAUCGAACUUAAGUAGAUGCCUAUGCUACUGAUAGUGAAGUUGAUCAAAGGGAAUUGAAAUCCUAAAAAGUAGAUUAAAAAAGAAAACCUCUUCAAUAAUAACCAAUAAACCAAUAGGAAAUUAAACCUCCUUUAGUACCUCAAUAAUAAUAAUAACAAUUAUAAGAUUUCUAUGCAUCAGGAGGAUCUUAUUUAGAAUCAAUGACUCCAUAACGAAUGAAUAAGAUUGUAGAUUGGUCAAAAUAACAUGUAACACCAGGGGAUGCUAAGAAUAUCUUUCCUUAAGUAAUAGCUCCUAGUAUUGAAUUUUCGAAUGAAAACUCUCUAUCUCUUUAAUUUAAAAAUGUUGAUCCUGAACCGAAGAAACCAUAAAUUCUGUCUCAUUAAAAUCAAAAUAAUUAAAAUUCUCGUUUGGAAAAUAGAGUCUGGGAGAAAUAGAAAAGAUAUAUGGAGAGUGAAAUACAAGGAAUGAAAAAGUAAUAAAGAAAAAUAGAAAACGAAAAUUUAGUAUUAGUUUAAAAAUUAGAAGAAUAAGAAGAAAUGACAAAGUUGUUAUAAGAAAAACAUAAGGAUUAUUCAUGUUUAGAAAUAUUAAGAGGUAAAUAUUUGGAAAUGGCAAAGUAGUAAAUGAAAUAACUUAAGUAAUAAUUGGAAUUGAAAGAUUAAAAAUUAAGAGACUUAAAUGAAUAAACAAAAGGAAUGAUAGAAAAUGAAAAAAGAAUGUAAGAGGCUAUAGAAUUAGAAUUAAGAGAAUUACAUGCUUAAUUAGAUAUUAAGGAUUAAAUGGUUAGAGCACUAAAAAAUCAAUAAAAUAAUGAAGAUAAUGAAAGAUAAAAGGCAUUAUAAGAAUAUGAGAAAACUAUGAGUGAUGGUAAUAAAUUUAUUGCAAAAUUGAAAAGCUAAAUUGAAACAUAAAUGAAAGCUUUAGAGGAGAAGGAAUCAAUCAUAACAUCAUAAGAUGCAUAAAUUUAAAAUUUAUAAGUCAGAUUAUUAAAAGAAACUGAAUAUAGAAAGUAAGAUGAAAAAGUAAUUAAUGAAUUUAAAUCUAAAGAAGCAUUACUUUAUUAAUAAGUGACUGGGAAUACUAUGCCAGAGGUACAUAAUAGAGCUAUAGAAGAACUUUAAGCAGAAUGUAUUAAUUAAAAGAUCUUAAUUUCUCAGCUUUAAAGUUAAUUAACAUAAUAGAUGUAAAUGCAUUAAUUAUAACAUAUUAAUUCUAAUUCUUAUAAGGAAUGUGAGUAAUGUAAAUUAUGUAAAGAUGAAUUAGCAAAUAUUAUAUAAGAAUGUUCUUUAGAAGAGGAAGCUAAAACUAUAGAUGCUAAUUAAAGUAUUGCUCAGAUUGCAAGAGAAGUUGUUACUCUAUUAUUAACUAAGUAAAGGGAAUAAAUAGAUCAUGCCUUUUUAUAAUAUGAAGAAUAAAUUAAAGAGUUAACUUAAUAAAUAGAUUAUUUUAAAGAAUAAAAUGAUGAAGUUAUGUAAGAAAAUUAAAAGAUUUCUGAUUAAAUUUAAGUGAUUUUAGAGAAGAAAGAAGAAUAAGAAUAAUAAAUAUUUGAAGAAUAUGAAAAACUUAGAUAAAUUAAUUAAAAUUUAUUGUCUGAAAAUAAAACACUUAAAUUAGAAUUGGAAUAAAUUAAAUAAUAACUUAGAAAUGAAACUUAAGUAUAUACUAAUGAAAUCAAACAAUUAAAACAUGAAAUUUAAAUUAAUAAAUAAACACUCUUAUAAUCUAAAUAAAAUGAGACUAAAUUAGUUGUUUAACAAAGUCAAUUAAAGAGUGAAGAAAAGAUGUUGAUUAAUUAAGAAAUGGAAAAUAUGAAAACACUUUUCUAAAAUUAAAUUUAAGAACUAUAUAAUAAACUUCAUAAUCAAGAUGAAUAAAUUUAAGAAUUAACUAAAGAAUUAUAUUCAAAAAAAAAAUAAAUAGAUGAAAUGUAAUAAUAAUAAACUUCAUCCAUUAAAAAGUAAAAAAAAGAAAAAGAAUAAAAAGAAACUAAAGAAUAAACUCAACUUAAAACUUAUGCUUAAUAAUUAAGUGAUCUUAAUGAUGAAAAAAGUAAACUCUUAUAGAAAAUUUAACAUCUAGAAUAAUAAUAAACUUAUUAAACAAAAAGAUUAGAUGAUGAAAAAAAUGAUAAAUUUGAAAAAUUAAAUUAAUAAAUUAAAGAAAAAGAUAAAAAAAAUAUAGAUCUCUAUAAUCAAAAUAGAACUCUUUAAUCUUUAUAAAAAGAACUUGAUGAUUAAAUUUCAUCAAUGAAGGAUGAAAUUGAAAAGUAAAAAAAAUAAAUAUAACUAAAAAAUACAGAAAUUAAAUCGUUAUUAGAAUAAAAUAAAUAGUUACAAGAUAAAAAUUAAGAAAUUAAUAAUAGAUUAAGUCUACUCUAAUAAUAAAUGAAUUAAUUUGAAAAUGAAAUUAAACAUUUUGAAUAGAGUCCUUAAAUACCAGAAAAAUUAAGAUCCUAAGCUUCUGUCAGAAGUUUUGAUAAAACUCCUCAUGCUGUCAUAGAAUUAGUUGAAGGGUUCAAUCAAUACUAAUAGGAAUUUCAUCAUUUAAAAAAAAUGUUUACUGAAAAAUUAAAGGCUUAAGAAUAAGUAAUUUAUAUAAUUUAUAUAUAUAUAGAAUUUAACAUCCUUAUAAUAAACUAAUCAGUAAAUUACUUAAUAAAAUCUUAAAUUAAUUCAAGAAAAUAAUGCAUUAAAGGACGAAAUAUCAUAAGCUAGUCAUGGAAAAAAUUAUGAUGAUAGAGGAUCAGCCUAAACUGGGGAUUCUUUAAAUAUACGCUCGUUCUUGGAUCAAGAUCAUAAAAAGACUCUCCCAUGUAAAACACCUGAAUAACAUUUUUCUAUUGUUGAAUUAGUUUAACCAGAAAUUAUGUCAAUUGAUGAUACAAUUAUGAUUUUCAAAGAGAUUUUGAGAAGGUCAGUAAAAUCAGUAGAAAUGAUUAAAAUGAUUUGUCCUUUACCUGAAAUUAAAGAAUUAUUGAUGAUCAUUUUAUAAGUAGAAGAAAAAAUGUAAUAAUAAACUUAAAUUACUGCAAAUAAAAAAUCUAAAAUCAUAAAUUCUAUUUUGGGAGCAUCAAAUAUAAAAAUGAUAGAUUAGUCUAGAAAAAAGAGUGCUUGUGGAGGAAUUAGAGUUAAACAAAGUCAUAGAAGUGAAACAGGAGUAGUUGAAUUUUAUGAAUGA
This is a messenger RNA of Paramecium pentaurelia, 3403 nucleotides long. The record is from the annotation of a GenBank genome assembly. Lineage: Eukaryota; Ciliophora; Oligohymenophorea; Peniculida; Parameciidae.